Enterobius vermicularis (human pinworm) is the source of this 870-nucleotide messenger RNA. NCBI's taxonomy places the organism in Eukaryota, Metazoa, Nematoda, Chromadorea, Rhabditida, Oxyuridae. The record is from the annotation of a GenBank genome assembly.
AUGACUACUGGUAAAAAAAAUUCAGGAUUUUUACCACCAAACAGUGAGUUUAUAUUGGGAGUCGCUCGCAAUAGUGAUCACUUUUAUGACGGCACAGAUGCUAAAUAUGCACGUAAAAACGCACGAAGGUGGAAUGCUGCAGCGUCGCCGUCAGACUGCCUUGCGGUUACUAGAGUGAGCAUUGGUGAAGGAUUUAUUUCUAAAAAUUGUCCUUCACAAAGUGGUGAUAGAAAGACCGAUAAAGUAGAAAUUCGAAAUAUUUGGUACAUAUCUGCUGAAAAUGGCAGGUCAAAGUAUUGCAUAUGUCAAGAUACUGAAGCCAUUGAAAAAUCGCAUAAAGAAGAAUGGCAGAAAAAAGACGAUAAGAAGAAAAAUUCAAAGAACGAUAACCGUAACGGUAGUUCUGGGAAAAUUACGACCACAAAAGCAGAGAGCAGUCGUAGGUUUGAUUUUGAAGAAGCUGAAGAAACUUGCAUAACAAAGUACGGUGGUCAUCUGUUAUCUGUACGUAACGCCGAGGAAAUGAUGUUUAUUAUAGAUACGUUACUUCCAGGCGGUGCUGAGUAUGAAAAACAGAAGUAUUAUAUACCACUUGGUUUUCGGUUGCUAAGUGAAUACCGUAUUUCACGCUUCACAGAUGGAUUAAGUGCUGAAUACAUUGUAAAAAGAGCUGAUAAUUCAGCAGAUUUUAGAAGCAGCGAUAUUUCUACAAAAUGUUACGCCUUAGUUCGCGAUACUAAAAUUAAACGAAGUUCUGUUGAAAUUAUACCGUGUGAAGGAGAAGAAAUUUGGAAAGGGAUUGUGUGUAAAACAUUGGAAUCAACUUUACCAGACGAUGUAUAUUCCUUAUUUCAUCCUUUUUUAAUGUAA